Molecule: messenger RNA, 2477 nt
Organism: Aplosporella prunicola CBS 121167
Lineage: Eukaryota; Fungi; Ascomycota; Dothideomycetes; Botryosphaeriales; Aplosporellaceae
Exons: 6
Coding region: 50-2344 (764 amino acids)
Source: RefSeq, a predicted model, not a curated record
AACCAAUUUACCUUCGUCUCCAGUGCGUUUCUACUAAAAGCCAUGCAAGAUGAGUUCGGAAGGUCAGCUCUUACCUCUUGAUAAUGCUACCAUUGAAUCUGAGCCAUCUCUUCGGUCCGAAGUACCCCUUCUCAAUCCAUCUGCCAAGUGCUCCCCUCGGGCAUCUCAAGAAGAAAUGGGGUCGAGGAGCAUCACUCCAAACCCUUCCGACGAUACCGCUACUCUUUUUCGAAUAAGCCCUUACAUUGAAUCGUCAAAUCCAUCGUCGGAGAAGCACUGUGCUUCUCAGAUAAGAACCAUUCAAGGGGCAUGGAAAUGGCUGCAAAUCCGACUACCCAAAAGUUGGCGUACUGGUCUCAUAUUAGGCGCAGUACUAUCCUCAAGCGUCUUGAUCGCCAAUAUCGUUGUCGCCAUUGUCGCAAGCAACAUAGUACGCCGGGAGACGGGUAGUGGCUUGGGGAUAGCCAAAGUACGCAAGGGGCGUUGCGCGAAUCUCGAACGCAUCGAGCUCGGUAUCCAUCUGGCUAUCAAUGCUAUCAGUACGUUGCUGCUCGGGGCAAGUAAUUACUGUAUGCAGUGUCUAGUUGCGCCCACCCGAGCGGAUGUAGACAGAGCUCACAAGAAAGGUGAAUGGCUCGACGUUGGGGUGCCAAGCCUAAGGAACUUUCGCUUCAUUGCUCCAAUGAAGCUGGUUUUCUGGCUCUCGCUCGGUUUAUCUUCCAUUCCCCUGCAUUUAUUUUACAAUUCAACGUUCUUUACUUCACUAAAGAACCACCCCUACGACAUUUACAUUGCUUCUGAAAAUUUUACAAAAGGAUCUUGGUUCAGUGAUGUAUCCGUCGGGCACGAACCUUACCGAGUUCAGGCCGCGAUUAAUGGAUCUAAACAGUUAGAGAGCGACUCUUAUUUUGAGCGGCUCGAAAACCCGGAUUGCAUCGAAGAAUAUGCCAAAGUACCGCAGCUCGACCGGAAAACAGUAGUGCUGAUCUCUAAUAACUCAGCAAGCAAUAAUAACUACCUUUGGAAACACACCAUCCCAAAGGACCUUAAAUAUACUGCUCUGCACGCGUGGGAUUUUAACUCAUCCUUGUAUGCUAUGUCGCAUAUGGAUGUCAUCGAUGGAGCUUGGAAGAAAGUAAGAUCAAAUGCGACGGAUUGGACCGUUUGGGGAUUUAAGGUCGAGUAUUGUCUUAGUGAAAAGACUAAAGACGAGUGCACUUUGCACGUUGCAACAAGCCUUUUAGUCGUCGUCAUUGUCUUCAAUGCUGUUAAAUUACUCAUCAUUACAUUCGUCGCAUGGCGAAUGACAAACAAGCCACUAAUCACAAUCGGCGACGCGGCAUCUUCGUUUAUCUCUGACCCUGAUAUGACAACACAUGGAUUAUGUCUGUUCGCCAAAGCAGAUGUUUCCGAUCAAACUUCAAGCUUCAAGAGAUAUGUGCUUAACUGGUCACCCGGUCCUAUGCCGUAUGAGGAAAGAAAUAAAAGACGAGCUAAAGCCGUUAGCAAAUCGCGAUGGAAAAACACCAUCAUUUUGAUACGAACAACUUUCUUACAAAAAUGCAGGAUUUUCAUUAGCAUAAGCGCUAUCCUCUGGUUUUACGGCUUUGCUGUGCAAAGCUUGAAAUCAAAAUACGGCAGAGAUGAUGCAAAACUCAUAUUGGACCUUGGAAUUGGCACAGUGAGCCCGUAUACACUUAUAUCGGGUUGGAAUAUGCCUUCAUCUGGCGAAAAUGCCGUUGUGGCCACGGUCUUGGUUACCAAUUUACCUCAAGCUCUGCUUUCUAUUCUUUAUGUCCUUGUCAACAGCAUUUUUACUAACUUCUCUAUAACUGAGGAGUGGUCUCGGUACACUCGUAAGCUUCGUGCUCUACGCGUUUCUGAGCCUCGCGGAGCUCAACGCUCCACAUACUUCCUUCAGCUACCAUACCGGCUGGGCAUCCCAGCUAUGAUUUUCUCGGCCUUUCUCCACUGGAUUAUCUCACAGAGUAUAUUCGUCGUGAUGGUAGAUAGUGAGACUUUACUUAGUUCUUCCAGUGCCAUUACCUGUGGCUACUCACCGCUUGGCAUGAUUCUUACUGUUGUAGCGAUACUUGUGCUUGUAACGUUCGUGGUGGGGUUGGGCAUUCGCACGCUCAAGCCAGGAAUACCAAUGGCUGGCAGUUGCAGCGCAGCUAUCUCUGCGGCUUGUCACGCUCCCGAGGGAACGUCGGAGUGUCUGCCAGUCAACUGGGGGGUGAUUCCAGGCGAAGAAACAGAAACGGAAGAUCAUGGGAAGGUGGGACAUUGUGCAUUCUCAAACGGACCAGUGGAAGCUCCUGUCGAAGGACGACUGUAUGCCUGAGAGCCAAAUGUUGUAUUGGAGAGCUGGUGGAAACGACGCAUUUUUGGUUCCUUUUUCUUUUUUGCUUUUCACAUGAUCCAUCAUUGGCUCCUCUAUUUCCUUUAAAAAGAGACUGCUUGUGCUCAAUUUGCAC